AUUAAGGUCAUUUGGUUUAUUGUGUCGAACAUAGAAACUGGCCAUUGCUCGGGCGGCUGCAGGGCUUGGUCAGUGAGGUUAAGACGUGCGCACGAGGGUCUGCGAUCUUGGGUUUGAGGCCAUCGCCCGAGGGAUCCUCCCUCCACCGAAUUGAGGCCAUCUUCGAAUGAGUCAAGAAUCGACCCACGGUCAGUACGUUCUGGAGCCGGAGCACGUGAGCGUGCACACGGUGAACACCGAGGGUUCGAGUUUCACGCCUCCGGGUGACGGAGGGCAACAGCAGAAUCAACCUGCGCCAGCGGGACAGCCACCAGCUGUACCACCGCUAGUCGUACCACCUCCAGUGAUGCCACCGUUGGCGAUACCGCCGGUGGCCUACGAGCAGAUGUUCCCGGCCAUGAUGGCCCAUUAUAUGCAGCACAUGGCGCAGUUUAUGCCCAUGUUCCAGCCACCGCCAUCACCACAGCCGCAGCCGCGCAUCGUUACCUUCAAGAUGUUGAAGGAUAAUGGAGCGGAAGAGUUUCGAGGAGACAAGAUGGGGGAGCCCCAGAUUGCAUUGGAUUGGCUUGAGCAGAUGGACCGGGUACUCAAGAAUUUGAGAGUCCUAGAUGCUGAUCGCUCGGAGUUGGCGUCACAGAUGUUCCGGAAGGGAGCAUAUGAUUGGUGGAAGCGCAUUGACCAGGAUCCACACAUGCCCAAGCCAUGGACCUGGGAUCGCUUUGAUCGAGCCUUCACGAAGGAGUACGUCCCCACCCGGUACCGCGAGGAGAGGCGCGAUGAGUUCGUUGCGCUUAAGCAGGAGGGGAUGUCACAGCCUGAACUGAGACAGAAGUUCGACUACCUGUCCCAGUAUGCGACGAGUCUGGUCUCCACUCCGGAGGAUCGUUUGAAUGAGUUCGUCAAGAAGCUACGGCCGGACUUGAGGCCGUACGCCGCACUGAUCACGACGACAGAUUUUAAUGCGGCGUAUGAUUUGAUUGUGAAGACGGAAAAGAGCUUGGACGAUCUGCAGGCAACUAAGAAGGAGGAUCGAGCGACGAAAGACCCGCGACUCGCGGCCAGCACCGGGCCGAGCGGGAAGAGUUUUAGAUUCGGGGGAAAGAGAGCAGUGGUCGACUGCAGUUGUCGGACCGUACGGCUGAGAGCCGAGGACGGUAGCGACGUAUCACUCUCCGGGGAGGUGUUCCCCAAGGCUCCCGAGUUCAUAUCGUCCUUGAGCGCGAGGCGCUUGAUUCGCAAGAAGUGCGAGAUGUUCCUGUGUCACGUUCAGGAUAUGCGAAAAGAAUCGCCACGUCAGCAGGACAUUCGUACGGUUUGCGACUUCCCCGAUGUCUUUCCCGAAGACCUACCUGAUUUGCCUCCGCCGAGAGAGGUAGAGUUCUCGAUCAAUCUCAUUCCGGCGAUGGGUAGAGCUUCCCAUCGCUGUUUGGCAUGGUUCUGGAAGUUGGUUUGGCUAAGGGGCUACUUACCCAUCGAUGGGAUGUUCUUCCCAUCGCUGGGUGGGUGGUUAGCCAAAAACCUGUGGUUUUUGCCUUAACCACGGCCUAGCCAACCGAUGCAAAAACCGACCGAAAAAACCAAAGUUCUCCAAAAUAACAACCAAACUUUUAAAACACUUAUUUGAUGUAUUUGGCUAAGAAAUCAAGUGAGACAAUUUAAAAAUCACGUCAUUUGAGUAAAAACCACGGCUAGCCAAGUUUACGCCGUUUUGCGUGGUUUUUGUCAAACGACUAAAAGCGAGAGAUGGUU
This is a messenger RNA of Cuscuta campestris, 1749 nucleotides long. The record is from the annotation of a GenBank genome assembly. NCBI's taxonomy places the organism in Eukaryota, Viridiplantae, Streptophyta, Magnoliopsida, Solanales, Convolvulaceae.